Molecule: messenger RNA, 4584 nt
Organism: Spirodela intermedia
Lineage: Eukaryota; Viridiplantae; Streptophyta; Magnoliopsida; Alismatales; Araceae
Source: the annotation of a GenBank genome assembly
AUGGAGCCCGGUGGCGGGGGAGGUGGUGGGCCUCCCUCAGUCUCUUCUCCGUUCUCUCCGACUGCAUCCUCGUCGUCGUCCUCUUCGUCCUUCAAGCGCCGUCAUUACUCUUCGUCGGGGGGUUCCUCCUUCAAGCAUCAGCAGACCCAGAUGAAGUUCUCAGGGAAUGAGACUGUGUUUCGCAUCCUCUGCCCCGCGGAGAAGACCGGGGGGGUAAUCGGGAAGGGGGGAUCCAUAGUGCGCCAGUUCCGGGAGGAGACUGGGGCGAGGAUUCGCAUCGAGGACGCGGUCCCUCGUUCUGAAGACCGCGUCAUACUGAUCGUGGCGGAAGGGCAUGUGAAGAAGAGGAGGGAGGCGAGCGGUAGCGGGGGAGGGGACGGGGACGAGGAGGACGCAUCGCCUGCCCAGAGGGCGUUGAUUAGGGUCUUCGAGAGAAUUCUGCGGGUAGAGGAGGAGAAGGUGUGGGAGGGGGAUGGUGCGGCCCCCGGUGAGGAGAAGGAAAUACAGGGUCUGGUAAUGUGCAGGUUGCUGGCGCCGAGUACCCAGGUGGGAUGCGUUCUGGGCAAAGGGGGGAAGAUUGUCGAGAAAAUUAGGCAGGAGAGCGGGGCACAGAUCAGGGUUUUGUCAAUGGAACAGGUGCCUGCAUGUGCUGCACCCGGGGACGAGUUAAUACAUGUAAGUCCCUUGUGAAGUUUUUCGUUAUAUAGCUUGUUCUUUUCUCUUGUUUGGAUAAUUGUAUUCAUAGUUUGUCUCCUUUGCUGCCUCCUGUCUUGCAGCUCACUCAUGAAUGUUGGAAAUCAUGUAUGUUUCAUUCUACUUGUAGUCGCGAUUAUAAAACGUUUGCUACGAUUGCAUUUCUCAGGAAUGGCUGUAUCGAACCAUACUGAUAUGAUAUCUUUUUAAUAAGUUCAAUUCUUUCGUGGAUAUAUUUACACCCUCACAACUAACCCAUUUAUUUAUUUUGUACAAUAUCUUCAUCAGUUUUCUGUAAGGAUGGAUGACAUCGAUGAUUAAAAAAAAAAAAUAGCAAACAUGGUCAAUCCAAUUCGACGCGAUUAUGGCAUGGUUCCGGGCUGAAACCUAGCUUGGGGCAAUGGUACUUUCUCCAAGGUCUCUCGUCUGUCAGAUUGUGAUGGAGGUUGAAACUGAGGCUGUGUCAUUUUUAUGGUAGCCCAUUUGCUGAUAGACAUAGGCAGAAGAUUAAAUUUACAUCGAAAUCAUUAUGGAAAAAAAAUCUAAGACAUCAGUAAAUCUUAUUUUCUUGCCUUUCAGAGAUGCUAAAAGAUAAAAUUUUAUGCAUAAUUAUUCAUAUUAAUUGCUAAUUUUUUCUAUUCUCAUUGCUGCUUCCAGGGUCUUGACAGCUGAAUAAUUUUGUUUGAGACAUUAAGCAUAGUUUCUUUGUUUCCAUUCUUCAGAGUUCCUGUUUCCUUAUGUAAAACUACUUCCACAUGAGGCAGAAAAGGGCCCAAUUUUUAUUUGUAUACAGCAAUUCCGCUUCCUACUGAAAGUCCUCUGAAAAAAUACUUUCUUUGAUGACAGAUAAGUGGGAGCUUCUUGUCUGUGAAGAAGGCGCUUUUAGCUGUUUCGGGUUGCCUCCAGGAUAAUCCUAAGACAGAUGCUUCCAAUUAUAUGACCGGUAAACCUCUGGGAAGUGGUUCUAAUACUGCCCACAUGGAGAGGUAUUCCCACAGGGGUUACAGUAGUGGCCAUCAUCCAUCUGAUUAUCAUGCGAGAGGAUAUUCUUCGCACAUGGGUGUUGAUGUUCUUGCCUCAGGUCAAAGAAAGUUUAUAGAAGAAGAUCUUCUGUUCAGAAUGCUAUGCACAAAUGACAAGGUUGGUGGCAUUAUUGGGAAAGGGGGUGCUAUAGUCCGUGCCUUGCAAAGUGAUACUGGUGCAUCAAUUAAGAUAGUAGAUGCGAUUCCUGAUUCAGAAGAAAGAGUUAUUGCUAUAUCUGCACGCGAGGUGAAUAAAUUAUCUUAAUACUUCCAGUACUGCAGUUUUUUUCCUGAACUAGUCAAAAUGCUUCACAUAUUCCCAUCUGUUCAUCUCCUCAGUUUGGACUAUCUCAUAUGUCAUGAUGCAGGCAGAUUCAUGUAUAGUUAUUGUACGUAUUAAUGCUAAAUGUGGGUGCGGUAUUUUUUUUUAUUUCUCAGAGUUCUGAAUUUCAACAUUCGCCUGCCCAAGAGGCUGUGCUCCGUGUAUAUUCUAGACUUACUGAAGCAGGAGUUGACAAAGGUUCUGCUGUUUCAGCAAGGCUUCUUGUUCCUUCUCAGCAGAUAGGCUGUUUAUUGGGUAAAGGUGGUAACAUUAUUUCGGAGAUGAGAAGAGCAACUGGGGCCAACAUUCGGAUCUUUUUAAAGGAGCAUGCUCCAAAGUGUGCUCAGCCAAAUGAUGAAGUUGUCCAGGUUUUUUUUUUUUUUUUUUUUUCAUUAUCUGUUUUGCAUACAGUUUUUCAUCAUCAUCGGUAUCCCACUUAUGCUUUUGAAAUUGGCUUAUCUUCCAAGUGCUCUUGGCCUCCUGAUGUCACCUGAUUAUUCUUCGUGGAGAGGAAAUCCUGUAUCUUAGUUCAUAUAUGUUUAAAAGAUUCAUUAUUUAUAUGCUGUUAGAGAUAGUGAGCACUUUGAACCUUGUUCUUCCUGUCCUGCGACAUACUGUUUUGAGUAUACUUUAUGGUAAUCUCUAUAGGAUUUUGAAGUUGAUCUACUGUGUAGGAUAAUUUUAAUGGCGUCUGAUGUGUAACAGCCUGUUCUUCCACUAGAGCCGUACAAGAAUCAUUGUGCCUUAUCUUGUUCACUAUUUCUUAGCUUCUUAUGUAUUUUCUUUGAUGAUAACAAUUUUUUUUUUUUAAUUCUAGGAAGAUUGAUAAUUAUUGGGUAAAUUGGAACCUGCGUGGGAUUAAAUUUAAGGUUUACCAAAGCAAAUGCAAGUUCAAGCUCUAAAAGCUGAAAAAUAUAUAAUAUGGAUUAAUCUGCAAUCAUCUCCAUGAUACCUUGGAAAUCCGAUGGAAGUGGUUGAGCGCUCAAGUAGAUAUCUUAGAGAUUCGAUGAAGCACUUAAUGGGAAAUCUGUAGCUUUCUUUUGAUUAAUAUUCUUGCGUUUAUUUUUGUGUUAUUUAUCUUUUUCUGCCGUCAGCAAUAUGCAGUCUGAUUUUACCCGCACUAUUUUAUUAUUUUCAUUUUUUUUAGGCAUAAUUUGAGCUACCCGUUGGUCAACUUCUGCAGAUUACUGGCAGCUUCCAGUCUGUUUAUGAUGCUUUGCUUCAUAUCACGAGCAGGAUACGGGAGUUGACCUUCCCGCUUAAAUCUCCCAGCAUUGGGUCAAACCAGUACAUGUCCGGCAGCCACGACGCCCCUCCUACUUUGUCUAGGUCAAGAAGCGAGCUGGCGUCCCCCGGCGGCUACUCUUCGAGUGGGCUCGCUCAUGGUCUCGAUCGCUACAGCGGCCAUGUCCAGACCCCCGGCUGGCAGUCUCCUCGUUCUUCUGCCGAUCGAGUACCUUACUUUCAUGGCAAUGAGCUGUCCUGCUUCGAUCGCUCAUCUUCUCCAAGACCAUGGGCGCAGGUAUGCAUGCAGAUGGAUAAAAUUAAAAAAAAAAACUCUUUUUAAGGCAAAAAUCGUGUGGGUGUUACACGAAAAUCUGUGAGAAUGAUCACCUCUGCCUAUAAUCUGAUGGGUUUGGGCCAUCAAGACCUUCGGAUGAAAAAAAAAUGGCGAAGAACAUAAAUAGAAAAACUCUUUUGGUGGGCAGAAUUAGUGCAUUAUAAUAUGUGUGGAUGAUUAUUCUCGCCUAUUGUUUGAUGGGUUCGGACCCAUUAAUCCGUUUCUGAGUGUUCUCUGAGAACCCCUCCUUUUCUUUUCUUUUGUUUUCUCUCUCUAGAUGGUCAACAGUGGGAACCACAGAGACAUCGCUGAUGCCGGAGCCAGCAUGAUGUUCAGAAAUCCCGGGGCAGGAAGGUAAACGCCUGUUCAUCAGCUUAUGAACAGCCCCCCCUCCCCCCUUCCUCUUUCCUCUCAAGGUCUCUCUGAUCUGGUGGCAGAAAUAUUUCUCUCAGCGGAGGUCAGCCCGCCGUCGCUGCGAGUGCCACUGUUGAAGUCGCAGUGCCACAGCAGUUUCUGGGGUUUGUUUAUGGAGAUAACUCCAGCAAUCUUACCAAAAUCAGGGAGGUCAGUUGACUUCAUCAAGAUUCUUGUUCUAGAUUCGGAGUUAUUUGGUCUUCACCUCCCUGUAGAUUAAUUAGCACCAUGGAAAUUCGUUGACUUUUUUGAGGAAACCCACAAUUUUCAAGUUGGGUAAGAUUAUUAGCGAUGUUGGUUUAUCCUUUGUACACCUGGGAGUUGACCAUCGUGGGAAACUGUAACAAUGUAACCCGUAACUUAUGUUUAUUUCUACAAAAGUCAACGUUGAAGGUUCGAUCGCUUCAACCCUACUCUCUGUUUUUCAGAUCUCUGGAGCGAAGGUCACGGUCUGCGAUCCCAAGCCAGGAGCAGGAGAGGGAACGGCCUCCAUAACCGGGGCUCCGGACCAGGUCCACAUUGCCCAGAGCCUUCUCCAUGGGUUCAUCCUCUCCGGCCGGGCAGCCGGUUGA